This is a messenger RNA of Verruconis gallopava, 4483 nucleotides long. RefSeq lists its product as uncharacterized. The record is from RefSeq and is a predicted model, not a curated record. Bases 1364 to 4039 code for a protein of 891 amino acids. Gene Ontology annotation, cellular component: mitochondrion; cytosol. Gene Ontology annotation, molecular function: protein binding. The transcript is spliced from 2 exons. NCBI's taxonomy places the organism in Eukaryota, Fungi, Ascomycota, Dothideomycetes, Venturiales, Sympoventuriaceae. Gene Ontology annotation, biological process: cell redox homeostasis.
CCUCCCUUCGCCCCAUCGCCUCUCGCCCCUCCCUCUCGUCCAGGAAAGGCCACCUCGCGCACAUCCGCGCCUGCCCGUCCCAGGAGCCAAGUCUGCUACCUGUCACGACUUCCAGCGACAGCUCGGAUUGUUCGCUGCGCGCUCCUGCCUCAGCGAUCGCCGUGUGGCUCGUCACGGCUGCUCUGACCGGAACCUUGUCCGACGUGCGGAUGCUGCGUUCGACCGCUCGCACGCACGAACUAUUGCCCGUGGCUCCGCUGGCCGCCGUCUCUGUCGCGCUCUGCCGGCUGUUCGCUCACGCACGCCCGCGCUCGCUCUCUCGCCUGCCCUCGCCUGCUCUCGCCGUGUGUGUCUCGCUCUGGCGCAACGCCGCUCGCUCCUUGCGUGCGCGAAGUGGCCGUGACGGUUCCCCUUCGCUCACGUGCACCGCCUCGCUCGCGGCCCUGCCCUCUGUCUCUGCUCCUGCUCUCUCAUCUCUCUCGCACACACAUGGCCUUGUCCGCCCUUUGAACUGUGGCUUCCCCACCUCUCGAACUCUCCCCAGAAAGAAAAGAAACCACAAAGCAACAGGCCCACUCACCCCUCCGGCACGCACCGUGUACGCCAAACUCAUGCACACACCACGCCCAGUAUAUCUUUCUCGUACCGGCCAUCUCUCGCACCCUUGCCAAACUUCCGAUCUGUUUCCCCGACUCUCUGGUCGCGUUUCGCUUCGGCUGCAUCUCGGUUGGGCCAUUCCUCGGGACAUACCAAGCACCCCUCGAGCGGCUCCUUCGAAUCAUUCCUGUUCAGAAGGGCGGCCAAGCCUAGGAAGAGAAGCUCCAGGGCCAACUCCUCGGACGCGUCUGCUACCGGCACCACCGUUGCGGUUGAGCGCUCACGUGAAUCAUCCUCUGCCCAUCCUCCGCGCGCAGUCAGCUGUGCCGCCUCCGUCGACGCCUGCGUUCACGGCUCUCCCAAACGAGCGCGCACCUCUUCCCAUCCCGCCAACGCCCGGACAUCCGUCGCCAGCUCUCGCCCCAAGCACGUGCCCAUUGUCAUCCCACGCUGCGCACAACCCUUUUCGUCCAACUCGCUCGCGUCCGUGACCCCGACUGGCACCGCAUUUCCCUCCACUUCGCCAUCGCCCACGCGUCUUGAGUUCCCCAGGCCUCCUCGCAAGUCGUCCUUGGCCCCCCCGGUCACGCUUCCCUCACCCGAGCACUCGCCCGGCGGGAAGCCGCGACAUGUGGAGAUAAAAAUACCCGCCUGGGCGAACCCGAUCAAACUGCCCGACACGCCAGAGAGCAUUCCGAGCCCCUUUCUGAGCUCUUUCCGCCCCGCUGACGCGGCCUCGAACUCACGGUCACCUUCGCCGCGUACGAUGCUGCGGCUGACCCCAGGCAACAGUCGGUCCAACACGCUCGACUCGACCGUCUCCGAUCCGGCCACGCUGUACGCGGCCAGCAGCGCCGGUGGGAACAUGUACGCCCAACGUGGCGUCAACGGCUCCCAGACUAACCUGUAUCGGCUCAACACCAACGAUCUGGCUCCCGAUCGCGAAGGUCAAGCCCGCACCCCCGCUUCGGGCUUCCAAGGGAACCCUUCACCCGCCAUGCCGUCUGUGGCUGGCGUAAGCUCCGCUUCCUCGAACAGUGGGCUUUCGGGCCUGGUUUGCAACGUCCACAGAACCACCGGACGUGAGCCCAGGCCGCUGGUUGGCGCCUCCACCACGAUCCUUGGCGACAAGCUCUAUGUUUUUGGCGGGCGAAAGACGUCACGAUCAAGACCCCAGCUGACAAACGAUCUGUACGAGCUGGACCUGAUCAGACGCCACUGGACGAAGCUUGAAACAACAGGCGACAAGCCUCCGCCACGCUACUUUCACAGCGUGUGUGCCCUCGGCGACACGAAACUUGUCCUUUUCGGGGGCAUGUCGCCUGCCACGUUGCCCAACGGACAGCCCGCCGCGCCGGACCAACCCGUCAAUCCGCAGGACCCGCAGCCCGAGGUCGUCGCCCUGUCGGACGUCCACAUUUACGACGUGCCCACGCGUUCGUGGAUGAAGAUCAACGCCACGAACCCACCCCAAGGCCGAUAUGCCCAUUGUGCCACCAUCUUGCCCUCGUCUUCGGUGUUUUCGUCGCCCAGCGCCGCGAAUUCGGCCAUACAUCACAACCCGUCCUCGCCGUCCUCGCCAAACAGCGGCACGCUCGGCGUCACGCUGGACGGUGACGGCGGAGCGGAGAUGAUUGUCGUGGGCGGCCAAGAUACCGCCAAUCACUACAUCGAGCAGAUCAACGUCUUCAACCUCCGAAGUCUGUCUUGGACGACGGCGCAGCCGUUCGGCAGAAGCUGUGGCGCAUAUCGCAGCGUGACGGCUCCGCUGAGCGCCUCGGCCGCAUCCAAGCUCGGCGUUCCGUUGACAAACUCCGAGUCAAGGUCGGGCGCGGAUCGCGUCGAGGAUGCCACAGACGGUGCUUCUGCGCUUCUAAUCUACUCGAACUACAACUUCCUGGACGUCCGUUUGGAGCUUCAGGUCCGCCUGCCGGACGGCCAGCUGAUCGAGAAGGACAUGCUUGCCACCCCGUCACCGCCCGGUCUCAGGUUUCCCAACGGUGGUAUCAUCGACAAUCAUUUUGUCGUCAGCGGAACCUUCUUGACCUCAUCAAAGCAGGAGUACGCCCUGUGGGCUUUGGACCUUCGCAAGCUGACUUGGAGUCGCAUAGAUGCCGGCGCCACGACGUUCAGUCAAGGCAGCUGGAAUCGUGGCGUCCUGUGGAACAGGCGGAACACCUACGUCAUACUGGGCAACCGAAAAAGAAGCCUUGCGGAGGACUACAACCACCGCCGUAUCAACUUCACCAACAUCUGCAUGGUCGAACUGGAGGCGUUCGGACUGUACGACAACCCAAGAAGGAAGUGUCCAUCCUCUGGCUACGUCUCGGCUAGCGCCAAGCAGACGGAUCUGCUUGUGGACCGUCACGCGGGCGGCCGACCGUUGCUUAAGUCGGCUGAAGAUCUGGGCUCCCUGGCGCUUAGCUUGACGGAGCUUAGCGACAUGGACUUUGUGGCCAUGAACGGUGACCGUUUGCCUGCCAACUCGCACAUUGUCUCCCGUCGAUGGGGACCCUACUUCAAGCACAUCAUGGCAGAGGCCAUGGCGUCGACAGACACCAACGACACGGCUACGCUGCGACCCCAGGCCGAGUUCGCCCCCCAGCGACAGUCCAGCGUUACCAUCACGCCCUCGCUGUCGUCUGGCUACUCGACUGGCUCGUCCACUCUGGUGCCGCCAGGCUCGAUCCUUGACAGCACAGCUGCGCCAGGCAUCUUUGACCCUUCUCGAAACAUAAAUCCGGCACGGCGACCCCGCGCUCUUUAUCUUCCCCACACGACGCUCACCAUCCAAGCCCUCCUCCACUUCCUGUACACGUCAUCGCUCCCUCCCCUGAACAGCAAUCUAUGCACGCCCCAGAUCUUGUGCUCCCUCCUUCAGAUUGCACGGCCGUACAAGAUUGACGGUCUCCUGGAGGCCGUCGUUGAGCGCCUGCAUCUUGUGCUCGAUAACCGUAACACGGCCGCCAUCUUUAACGCUGCGGCCAUGGCUGCGGGUGGCGGCGACGGUGUCGUCUUCUUCAACAAGGGUCUUGAGGCUGCAACGGGAGAGAUGGGGAGCCGGAGCAACGGCGACUUGCCGCAAGAAGAUUCAGACACGGAAGGUCUGACGGCGUCGCGUCUCCGAAGCUUGCGGAUCGACACUGAAAUCACGCGUCCGGCCACAUCCAUGAGCGCACAGAGCGGCCAUAGUGACGACGCGAGCAGCGCGGAUCCGGAUGGACCCAGUGAUGGAGACCGCACGAUGAGCCUGACGAAUGAUGUAGGCGAGAAUCAAGACGUGUGGAAUGGGAGCUUAAGCUCUGUUGUGGGACUGCAAAAGAGAGGCCUAAGAGGCUUGAUGGAGGGACGCAGAAUCAGGGAGCGGAGUGGUGGCCUUGGAAUGGGAGGCCCCGGUAGUGGAGUCGGAGAGGCAAACAGAGUAGGUCUAGGUAUCGCUUGAUACACUGACGCAGCCAAGUAUAUCUGGGAGCCUUUUAUCUGGUCACAAUGCACAACGAGGAGGGAAAAAAGACUUCUCUUUGUGUUUUGGUUUUUUUUUCCUUUCCCUUUCCUUUUAAGAGAAGGCACAGGGUGACAUUUUAUGAUGAGAUGAUCAUGCUGUCGAUUCCUUUUCUGGGGAGCACGGUUUCUUCGCUUGUCGUUAGCGUUGGAGUCUUUUUGCUUUUCGCGGACAUGCGCUCUGUUAUCUUGCCCCUUGGAAACAUUGUUUGCGUUUGCCUGGCUUGUCUACUUGCACAUAGGCGACAUAUAUGAGACGCAGCCGAUAACAAAGGAUUGGAGCACGUUUGGUGCUGUGAAAAAGCUGUGGUUGUAGUACUAAGGGUAUAUACAUUUUAGACUCGAGGCAAUACAAUCAGCAUGGUACCAAUGCAAGGUGCAUCAA